Molecule: messenger RNA, 1041 nt
Organism: Fraxinus pennsylvanica
Lineage: Eukaryota; Viridiplantae; Streptophyta; Magnoliopsida; Lamiales; Oleaceae
Source: the annotation of a GenBank genome assembly
AUGGAUGAAAAGUCCAUCAACAAUUCUAAAUUUCCUCCAGGAAUAAGAUUUCAUCCAUCUGAUGAAGAACUAAUUAUUUAUUACUUGCAGAUGAAAGUAAAGUCUCUUCCACUUCCAGCAAACCUGAUGACUGAUAUAGAGCUUUAUAAGUAUAACCCUUGGGAGCUACCCAAGAAGGCUGUGUUUGGAGAAGAUGAAUGGUUCUUCUUCACCCCAAGGGAUAGGAAGUACCCAAACGGGGGAAGACCAAACAGAACAGCAGCUUCAGGUUUCUGGAAGGCUACUGGCACCGAUAAGCCCAUUGCUGGUUCUUCUGGAUCAGGACGGAUAGGGGUUAAGAAAGAUCUUAUCUUCUAUAAAGGUAAAACACCAAAGGGGGUCAAGACAGAUUGGAUCAUGACUGAGUACAGACUGCCUGACACGACGUCUAGACCGUUAAGGUCUAAAGGUUCCAUGAGACUGGAUGACUGGGUAUUGUGCCGUGUUCGACAAAAAGGCAACAAGUCAAAGAAUGCAUGGGAGGUUCAACAUAAUUCUGGUGAACUUAUGGAGUACCUUCCUAGGUUUGAGGAACUCCCUUCAGUUUAUAAUGAUGAUGGCAGAGACACGAUUCCAGAUUAUUUUUUAUCAAAUGGCUGUCACCUAUUAGCUACCUUACUCAAUGGACAUGACCCGAAAAUUGAAACUAUUCCUAGAGCAACCUUUCAAAACAAUGAUAGUGAAACAAUUAAUCGUCACAGGCUCGGGACAGUUAAUACUCGGGAAACAAAUUCUUUGUUUCAGAGUUUCUUCAAUUCAUUACCUGGCCAACCUAACAGGGAGAAUUGGGGUCUGGAUUUUCAGAUACUUACAGAGAUGAUAUCUAAUGAACACAAAGAUGAGGACCUUCUAUCAGGAAACAUGGUAGCUGCAGGAGAUACAAACUUAUACAUCCAACAUAUGUAUGAAAGAGACAAUAUCAACUAUAAUCCAUCAAAUGUCGUCAUGAACUUGCAGCAUCUUGAUAUGCCAACAUUAUCCGAAAAAAAUUUCAGUGACUGA